Molecule: messenger RNA, 1044 nt
Organism: Acaulospora morrowiae
Lineage: Eukaryota; Fungi; Glomeromycota; Glomeromycetes; Diversisporales; Acaulosporaceae
Source: the annotation of a GenBank genome assembly
CUAUAUAAUUUUGCCCGUAACUUUUCUGAAGAUACAAAUACAAACAAACACCAAAUAGAUUUUAACAAUAAUACCAUAUGUAGUCACUGCAAUGCACUCAAGCUACCUACAGAAAGUCCGGGAAUGUGUUGUUCUAAUGGAAAGGUUUUAUUAGCGGAGCCUAAUGUUCCCUUGAUCCUGCAACAUUUUUUUUCUGGUCAAAAUAAUAUCACUAAGGAUUUUCUUAAUAAAAUUCGUCUUUAUAAUUCGGCAUUUACCUUUGCUUCCGUUGGUGUAAUGUUUGAUCGUGAUCUCGCUAAUGCAAGAGCUGGUAUCUACACAUUUCGCGUUCAAGGUUCAUUUCAUCACCGAAUUGGAUCAUUAUUGCCAGAACACAGCUCUGAACCUCAUUAUCUGCAAAUGUAUAUCUAUGAUACUCAACAUGAGCUGCAGCAUCGAAUAAAUGCUAUUCCUAAUUCCAAUCUUAACCUAGAUAUUGUUCAAGCUUUAAAGAUCAUGUUUGAUGAAGUAAACCCAUAUGUCAUUAACUUUCGAUACAUUUCUGACCUACCUGCUAAAGACAUUGAAAAUCUAUCUAUACUUAUCCAUGCCGAUAUUUCUGGACUUGAUCAAAGGACUCACAAUGCUCCAACAGCCCCUCAGGUAGCAGCAAUUUGGAUUGAUAGCGAUGUAUCUUCCAAUGUGAUCCAGAAGCGCGAUAUUAUAUUACACACUCAAAUGAAUCAACUGAUUCGUAUCUCUGAAUUUAGUGGAUGUUAUGAUCCUUUAGCCUAUCCACUUUUAUUCCCUCACGGUGAACAGGGGUGGGCCCCCCGUCAAAUUCCAUAUAGAGAUGUCUCUCUUGCGCCUGAAACAAUUGAUAUUAAUGAAGAUAAUAAUGAGGAAUAUGAGAAUAGCAAUACAAACAUAAGGCGACAUAGAAAAUUUAAUAAGUUUCAAGAGUUAAAGAAGGAUCUUUUUGAACGUGGAGUUUUUGGACGCGUUAUUGCACAUAUCUAUGUCAUUGAAUUUCAGAAGCGUGGUCUUCCGCAUGCACAUAUUUUA